Molecule: messenger RNA, 3366 nt
Organism: Closterium sp. Yama58-4
Lineage: Eukaryota; Viridiplantae; Streptophyta; Zygnematophyceae; Desmidiales; Closteriaceae
Source: the annotation of a GenBank genome assembly
AUGGCUAGUCCUCCCGUACUUGCUUUCGAUGCUGAGGGCCGCCCAGUGAAGUUUGACACCUGGCUAGAUGACCUGCACCUCUUCCUACAGCUCACUGCCAAGGAGGAUAUUUCGCUGUACGAUCAUGCCCUCGGUCACGCUACUGCCCCUCCUACCACUGCAGACAGCACUCAGCGCUCACAGUGGCAGACUCGUGACGCCCACGCUCGCUUCGCUAUUCGCAACUCCCUGCCGAUAGAUGAGCGCGAGCACUUUGGCCAGCACAAGACUGCUAAGGAACUGUACACUGCUGUUGUUGCUCGUUACUCCUCACCUGCUUCUGCCACACUAGGCCGCCUCACCCUCCCCUACCUGUUCCCCGACCUGGCCUCCUUUCACACAGUUGCUGACCUCAUCACCCACCUCAAGACUAGUGAGGCCCGCUUUCGCGCUGCUAUGCCUGACGAGUUCCUUGCUAGCAAUCCCCCCCCGCUCUGGAUCACUCUCUACCACAUCGUCACCCGCCUCCCUGACUCUCUGCGCACAGUCAGGGACCACUUCCUCGCUCGCUCCCCCACUGAGCUCACCAUUGCCCUCCUCGAGAAGGAACUGCUUGCAGCUGAGGCGAGCAUCGUCGCUGUAGGCACCUCUCGUGGCGACCCCCGCACCCCGUUCUUUGAGGGGUGUUCCCCUUCCCCCCUUCUCCCCUCUGUAGCCUCUGCUGCUGCUGUCGACCUCCUUGGUGCUGAGAAGGUCGGGACCGCGUCUGCUCCGAGCGGGCGCCGCAGGAGCAAGGGGGGCAAGGGUGGAGGUGGCGGAGGGGGAGGCGGGGGUGGCGGCGGUGGGGGUGGAGGUGGGGCUGGAGAGGCUAGUGGCGGCAGUGGGGGUGGUGACAGCAGCGGCGGGAGCGGUGGCAGGGGCGGAGGCGGCAGCGGAGGCGGAGGUGGUCGUGGCGGCGGCAGGGGUGGAGGUGGCCGAGGCGGUGGCGGCGGCGGUGGUGGACAUGGAGACGCGGGCGGUGGCCAGAGCCAGCAGCGCCCCCCGUCGCUCCAGGAGGCCCACGUGUGGGAGGCCGCACCCCAGGCAGCGCUGUUUCUCGCGCCUGGCGCAUGGCGCGCCCAGUUUCCUGCUGCCACUGAACUGCCCCACUGGGCUGAGCUGGAGAGGAAGGGAGUUGAUAUCUGGGCUCUAGACUUUGAUGCUAUUCUCACUGCCAUGUAUGCGAUGUUUACUAGUGGAGAGGGUGCUCAGUACUUGCGUGUUCCGCCCGACCCGGGCAUUCUGACCAGUCCGACUGCCGCUCUAGGUGCUAGUGAGUCUGCUGCCCCAGGUCCUGGUGAGGCUGCUGCUCUAGGUGCUCGUGAGUCUGUGCCCCCUGGUACUGAGUCGACUGCGGCACUGCACACCUUCACACUGGACUCAGGUGCUUCUCGUUGUUUCUUUCGUGACCGCACUGUCCUUGAGCCACUCGCUCGACCAGUUGCUGUCUCCCUCGCUGACCCCUCUGGGGGUCCGGUCAUUGCGACCUCCUCCACUGUCCUUCCUUGUCCUGCGGUCCCGUCAGGCACGCUGUCAGGUCUCUACCUCCCCUCGUUCUCUACGAACUUGGUGGCAGGUCUUGUGCUCCAGGACGGGGGUGUUCACCAGUUCACCCCUGCCUACGAGCGCGUGACACACUGCACGUGUGCUCGGACGGGUCGCCACCUGGCUACCUUCACUCGAGAGCCGGGGUCGGACCUGUACACACUGACCACUGAGUCCCCUCAGGUAGCUGCGUCUGCGUCUGCGUCAGGUCAGCUGUCCGCCCCCUGCUCGUGUCGCUCUCUGGCGCAUGAGACUGUCCUCUGGCACCACCACCUUGGUCACCCGUCUGUGCAGCGCCUUCGGGCCAUGCACAAACGAGACCUUGUUGCUGGUCUUCCCAGGGUUCUCCCUCCCCUCCCACCCUCGCCUGCUCCUCCCUGUCUUCCCUGUGUCGAGGGGCGGCAGCGCGCCGCUCCUCACUCCUCCUCUUUUCCCCCGACGACUGCUCCCUUGCAGACGCUCCACUUGGACGUGUGGGGCCCAGCCCGCGUCCGUGGACAGGGUCAGGAGAGGUACUUCCUGAUUGUUGUUGACGACUUCUCGCGCUACACCACGGUCUUCCCCUUGCGCGCCAAGGGUGAUGUCCCUGAUGUCUUGAUCCCUUGGAUCCGCAGAUCUCGUCUCCAGCUCAGCGAGCGUUUCCGCUCAGACUUUCCUGUCCUGCGUUUGCACUCUGACAGAGGUGGGGAGUUUUCCUCUGGCCUCUUGGAGGCCUUCUGUCAGCAGGAGGGCAUUGAGCAGUCGUUCACGCUUCCGGCCUCUCCACAGCAGAAUGGGGUUGCUGAGCGCCGCAUUGGCUUGGUCAUGGAGGUCGCUCGUACCUCCUUGGUUCAUGCGGCUGCCCCCCACUUUCUAUGGCCGUUUGCGGUCCGGUACGCCGCACAUCAGCUCAACCUCUGGCCCCGAGUCUCCCUCCCGGAGACUUCUCCGACACUGCGUUGGACGGGAGAGGCUGGCGAUGCGUCGCGUUUUCGGGUCUGGGGAUCCCGAGCUUUUGUCUGCGACACGUCCGCGGACAAGCUCUCCCGUCGCGCUGUCCCCUGUGUCUUCCUUGGCUUUGUCCCGGACGCCCCUGGUUGGCAGUUCUACCACGCCACCUCGCGUCGUGUCCUAGCCUCUCAGGACGUCACUUUUGACGAGUCCGUCCCCUACUACUGCCUCUUCCCCUACCGCACUGCCCCACUCCCCCCCCCGCCUCUCUUCCUCGCUCCAGGUGCUGAGGUACCAGACCCCCUCCCCCCUCAGGGUGCCGCUCCCUCAGGUGUGUCCCAGGUAGACCCGGGUGAGCCUGUCGAGGUAGCUGUUGACUCUCGUCCUGCUAGGGGUACUGAGCCUGGGGGUGCUGAGCCUGGGGGUGCUGAGCCUGGGGGUGCUGCGUCUGGGGGUGCUGAGCCUGGGCGUGCUGAGUCUGGGGGUGCGGAGCCUAGGGGUGCUGAGCCUGGAGGUACGGAGCCUGGAGGUGCGGAGUCUGGAGGUGCUGAGCCUGGGGGUGCUGAGUCUGGGGGUGCUGCGUCUGGAGGUGCUGAGCCUGAGACUGCUACUCCUGGCGGAGCCCUCUCCUCCCAGCAGCUGCAGGAGCGGUACCUACAGUACUGCCGCCUCCGGAGAGGUGCUACUGGAGCUCGUACCAGUACUUCCCCUCCUACCCAAAAGCUCCCCUCCCUUCAGCAGAUCCGCGAGUGGUACACGCGGCGCUGCAGUCUUCGGAGUGGUGCUCCUGGUGCUGCGGACCCUGGGGGUGGCGCUGCUGCUGGUGCUGAGGACACGAGCGUCGGAGCUGCUGCUGCUGCUCAGUUCUUCUGA